This is a messenger RNA of Menidia menidia (Atlantic silverside), 2134 nucleotides long. The record is from the annotation of a GenBank genome assembly. Lineage: Eukaryota; Metazoa; Chordata; Actinopteri; Atheriniformes; Atherinopsidae.
UUGAAAUCUAAUCCUCACCAGUUAGUGGCGGUAUUGCAUUUGAUGUUGUUUGACAACCGUCAGUAUAGCAAAACACCAGAAGAAGAAAACGACCGAGACAACGCCGACGAAGAAGAAGCAGCAGCCGAAUAAGAAAACGAAGAAGACCAACAGUUUGGCAAAGUCAAACCCCACUUUGGAUGGAGAGUGAUGGAGGAUGGAACUGCGUUGCGCGGCGUCUUACGCGGAAAAUAUUAUUACAAAAAACUUCCCGAUGGAACUUUGGAUAAAAAUAGGGUUUUGUGCAAUCUCUGCCACAAGGAGUAUGCUUAUCAGGGCCCCACUUCAUCCCUGCGGCGUCACAUAAGGUCAAAACACGGUAAUGGGAGCCGGGGUGCUAAUCCAGGCAGUAACGGUCCUCGCGCUGUCGUGCCCACAGAGCACGAGACCACAGGGGCCGUGGACCAAAUAAAUCUACGUCCGACAGAUGAACGGACUAAAGCACGUGAAUGGACCCAGGAAGACCUCCUGAAGCUUCUUGAGGCACUGAAAGCUGUCAUCCCUACGGAAGCUAGCAGGUUCUCCUAUCACAAAGGGCUGAAAGUUGUAGACUGGACAAAAGUGGCAUUUCCACCAUAUUCCCCGGAGCAAUGCCAAGAAAAGUGGACAUGCAUUUUGAAGAAGAUGAGCAAGAUUCGUAGCCUGCCUGAGCUAAUUGUUCAAGCUGAAGAAGUGAUUUCAGCAAAGGAGCUCCAUGUCGACGGUACUGAAGAUGAUGAUCUGCCUCCAAGGCCAAUUUCGAAUUGUUUCGCCCUCUUCUGCAAAGAGAUGUCCGAAGCCUCUAUACAUAAGCCAGGAAAAGAGUUUUUGGAAUGGCUGGCCAACCGCUGGCGAGAUCUGAGCGAAACAGAGAGGACAGAGUACAGAGCUCGCUGCACAGAGAGUAAGAAAGAGUACAUUAUCAAGCUGGAGGAAUAUCUCAAGAGGUUUGAUGAGGUGACGCAGCAGAAGAUCCUCAAGAGAAUAGAAAUGAAGAGGAAGAUGUCACAGAUACAGACGAAGAAAAGGAAAACUGAGCCCAGGAUGCCCUGCAGAGGUGUUAAUAAUGUUUUCCUUAAAGAGACGAUGGAACUUCUGAAGGACACGGUCCCAGUUCAGCAGGACCGGUUUGUGCAGGCAAACAAAAUGUGGCAUAACAUUUCUCCAAGGGAGAAGGAACUUUUAAAAGCUAAAGUCAAUCUAAAGAUGAAAAAAUACGCUGUGGAGCUGAAGGAGUGGUUUGAGACGCUGACAUCGAAAGAGCAGGAGGAAUAUCGCAAGUGUAACCCUUACAAAUCGAAAUUCCUUGAUGACAGACCGACGGGGAUGUCUUCAACAAACGGGAAAUCUCUGCAUCCGAGCCAACCAUCAGACUCAGAAGAUGAAGACAUGGUGGUCUGCGAUAGCAGCAGUGAUGAAGAUUUACACGUUUUGGACUUUGAUAAGGAGGAGGACCAGGAGGAUAACGAAGAAGAAGAGGAGGAUGAAGACGACAUUUUCAAGCUUUUUUAGAUGGGGAUGAGAUGGGAAGCGCUAGCGACGCAGAACUCCAUUUUCAUUUAACUUUAAAAUUGAAUCAAACUUACAGAGCAAAUACUGAAACUCAGCAAUACGCUCUGGUCUGUAGAUCCACUGUGUCAAAGGAGAAACGACAAACCCAAAACGCAAUUUACAGCUCCAACGUGUUGAUUGUACCUCUCCACCGGUGUAAAAACCUGUUCAUAGCGUGGAGUCCGCGGUGGAAAUGGAGGCGGUCAGAGAAAGGAUGCCCUCAAAGACCCAUGUUCCUGGAAAAGGUUCCUGUGUUCAGAGUACAGCCAUUGUUUGAACGCAGGAGGGCUUCAGGAAGGUGCUUCAUCCCCCAAUGACAUGCAUGCGUGGUAACUUUUUCAAAUGACCACAGUGUAUCAUAAAAACAGAUGACCCAAGUGGGGGAAUCAAAUAAUUCCAAGAGGCCCCACUCAAACCCACUGACACGGAGGAGAGCUGCAUUGUCCCUCUGUUCAGACUUGGUUUUGCACGUGAAGUGGCCUCCCGGUUAAAUCACCAUGACAAAGUCACAGCAGGCUUUUUUGUGUGUCAACGACGAUCACUUUUCCUAUUCUUCCAGGGGAUU